Maniola jurtina (meadow brown) is the source of this 2117-nucleotide messenger RNA. Its product is annotated as solute carrier family 22 member 6-like. The coding region runs from base 232 to 1890 and encodes 552 amino acids. The transcript has 8 exons. NCBI's taxonomy places the organism in Eukaryota, Metazoa, Arthropoda, Insecta, Lepidoptera, Nymphalidae. Gene Ontology annotation, cellular component: membrane. Gene Ontology annotation, molecular function: transmembrane transporter activity. Gene Ontology annotation, biological process: transmembrane transport. The record is from RefSeq and is a predicted model, not a curated record.
GUAAAUCGUGCUACGGGACUGUUGAACACGUCUUGUAAAAUGUGGUUAUAACAAGUCUUAUUGCUCGCGUACGCAUAGGAACAAUUAGUUAAAUAGGUUCCUAAUCUAUUAAUCAAUUUAGAAAUCAUUAAAAUUCAGUGCACUUAAAAACCAAUAUUCAACAAAUAAUUUGGAAAAUAACCAUAAAAUAUUUACAUUAUUUAGUUAUUAUUUCAAAUUACAUAGUUCAAUAUGUUUAAAAAAACUAAAAAGUGUGAAAAUGAACAGUGCGAUGUGUCAAAUAUUCUGGAAAAGUUCGGCAAAUAUCAAAUCCUGCAGUAUUUCUACGCUUGCCUCCCGGCGAUGUUCGUUUCUAUGAUCAACGUGAAUUAUGUUUUUGUUGCGGGAGAGGUAAAUCAUAGAUGUCGAAUACCAGAAUGUGAGUCGUCAAGCCCUGAAAUGGCGGUGUCCUGGUGGCCAGCAGCACACGUCGACCACUGCUCCAAGCCAGUGGUGAACAGCACCAUCCUAGAAAACAAUCUCUGCACCAACCUAAGCUUUACUGGCGCAGUCGAAGAAUGCAAGGAUUGGAUCUAUGAGAAUAACAACACCGUUUUUUCCAUGCUAAACUUAGCAUGUCAUCCGUGGAAACAGAGCCUAAUUGGAGCUAUUCACAACAUUGGAAUGGCUUUAGCAAUGCUGUUAGCUGGAUGGACGGCAGACAGAUUCGGUCGCAAGCCUGUUUUAGUUAUGUGCUCUAUUGGCUGUUUGACGAGCAACCUGAAGACCCUGGCUACGUCAUAUCCAGUGUAUAUUGCACUUGAGUUUCUAGAAGCUGCUAUAUGCGGCGGAGUUUACACUGCUCUUCCAGUUAUAAUGAUCGAAAUCGGAAAUAAGAAAAGUAGAGUAUUAGCCGGAGUCCUUUUCUCGUAUGCCAUCUAUAUGGGUGAAGCUGCUUUCGCAGUGGUCGCUUUUCUGGUGCCAUAUUGGAAAACUCUAAUCCACAUUAUGUGCAGUCCAACCCUUCUAUUCGUCACCUAUAUAUUACUAGUCAGUGAAAGCCCACGAUGGCAAAUAUUAAAUGGCAAAGCUGACCCAGUGAAGAAAACUCUAAAACUUAUAGUGAAAACAAAUAAACUGAACGUUAAAACAGAAGAUAUAGAUAAUUUGGAUGAAGAGAAACUUAAAAGUACGUAUAGUAUGGAAAGUAAUGCAACGAAAGAGGGGUUUAGAGAAGUAUUCAGGUGUAGAGAGGUUCUGAAAAGGUUUCUAGUAGCGACCGCUUGUCGGUUCACCGUCACUUUUAUCUACUACGGUCUGAUCAUCAACUCCGUUUGGUUGCCGGGGAAUAAAUACACGAACUUCCUGCUGGCCGCUAUCAUGUCCUUCCCUGGUGAUCUGAUUGCGAUGUACCUGAUGAAUAAGGUUGGGAGGAAGAUGCCACUGAUAUAUGGAUAUUUGAUUAGUGGAAUAGCCUGCAUAGCUUGUGGACUUGUGCCUGGAUCUUUCAAGUGGCUUAAGAUAUCCCUGUUCCUACUCGGGAAGCUAGUGACGUCAGCAUGCUUUACUGGCAUCAUCACGUACACCAUGGAGCUGUUCCCCACCAGCGUGAGGGGAUCACUGCUUGGACUGUGCACUCUGGCAUCCUCUGUGGGGAACAUGGCGGCUCCUUUGACACCAGUGCUGGCAACAAUAUCGCCAGUCUUGGUGUCUGUCUGCUUUGGCUGUACAGCUAUUAUAGCUAGUUGCCUCCUCAUCCUCACUCCAGAAACCAUGGACAUUCCACUCAUGGAUACGAUAGACCAAGUGGCUAGAAGUGUGGCAAUUGGUAAUGAGAAAACUGUUAAAGGAAACAAAAAACCCAGUGGAAAUAUGGAAAGCUGCGAGGAUCGUAGAAAAGAAGUGUUUUAAUUUUAAAUAUAAGUAAAUAGCUUACCCUAGUUAGUAUACCUAAUAGUGCAUAUUAAGUAACUUUACGUUAUUUAAGAUAAAGUUAUGAAAACUUGUUUAAAUUGUAUUUUUUCGAAUAUUGUUUAGGAUACUUAGGUAGAUUUUAGAAGAAUAAGAACAGAUUUUUUAUACUUAGUAGUUAGUACUUACUUACUAAUAAAGAGCGGUCGAGCUGACAAAAAGAGCUA